Fundulus heteroclitus (mummichog) is the source of this 1568-nucleotide messenger RNA. Its product is annotated as leukocyte elastase inhibitor. Gene Ontology annotation, biological process: negative regulation of endopeptidase activity. The transcript has 7 exons. Lineage: Eukaryota; Metazoa; Chordata; Actinopteri; Cyprinodontiformes; Fundulidae. The record is from RefSeq and is a predicted model, not a curated record. Gene Ontology annotation, molecular function: serine-type endopeptidase inhibitor activity. Bases 94 to 1446 code for a protein of 450 amino acids.
UGUUGUGACGCAGUAAUCCCGCACAGAAAUCGACCGGUAUUGCUGGCUGCUCCGUUUCUUGCCUCCCCAGUCCAACGACGACAACAAAGCCGCAUGUUUUGUGCCUCUCCGAAUCGCGCAGUCACGCGUCCCACCCGAACCGAGCCGAGCGGACCGCCGGACGCCGCCUGUUCAUCAAGCGCGAGUCCUAUGAUCGGGGGCGCCCCAGCGGAAGCACACGCUAUUGCCAGGGGGCUUCUGUUCUGUCUUUUGCUUUUUCUUUCGUUUUCUCACAGCGAAAGCAGCGCGCAUCAAGAAAGGAAAAAACAAACAUCAACCAUGAUGGCCACAGAUUUUGCCCUGGAGCUGUUCCGCACUCUGAGCCGACCCGAUCCGGCCAAGAACAUCUUCGUCUCUCCGCUGAGCAUCAGCUCGGCGAUGGCGAUGGUCUACCUGGGUGCUAAAGGUGACACUGCGACUCAGAUGGCAAAGGCCCUCUCAUUCAGCAACGGUGAAGGCGUCCAUGCGGAUUUCCAAACCCUAAACGCCGACAUAAACUCCCCGUCUGCUUCGUACAUCCUGAAAGUGGCCAACCGUCUUUAUGGAGAGACCACGUCUAAGUUUCUCCCCAAAUUCCUGGAAGACACACAGAAGUUCUACCAGGCAGACCUGAAGCCUGUUGAUUUUAUUGGAAAUCCAGAGGACUCCAGAACGGAGAUCAACAACUGGGUGGAGCAGCAGACAGAGAAUAAGAUUAAAGAUCUACUGAAGCCAGGGACCGUGACUCCAAUGACAAGACUGGCUCUGGUGAAUGCCAUCUACUUCAAAGGAAACUGGAUGAGUCGCUUUGAUGCGACGAACACCAAGGAGAUGCCGUUUAAAGUCAACCUGAAUGAGACAAAGAUGGUCCAGAUGAUGUACCAGAUGAAAAAGCUGCCCUACAACUACAUCCCUGACUUGGGACUGCAGAUCCUGGAGCUUCCGUACGUGAAUCAGGAGCUCAGCAUGUUCAUCCUGCUGCCAGAGUUGGCUACAAGCGAUUCAGACCCUUUAGUGAAGCUGGAAAACGAGCUGACGCCAGCGAAGCUGGAGGAAUGGACCGACAGAGCAAACAUGGACACCCAAACCGAAAUCAUCAUCCACCUGCCAAAGUUCAAACUGGAGGAGGAUUAUGAGCUCAAGGACCAUCUGUCCAAGAUGGGCAUGACGGACGUGUUCUGCGCCGGCAAGGCUGACCUGACGGGCAUGAACGCAGAGGGGGGGCUCUUCUUGUCUACGGUGGCCCACAAGGCCUUUGUGGACGUGAACGAAGAGGGCACGGAAGCUGCGGCCGCCACAGCCGGCAUGGUGUCCUUCUGCAUGUUGCGGGAGGAGCACUUCCAGGCAGACCACCCUUUCCUCUUCUUCAUCCGGCACAACAAGACGAAGUCCAUCCUCUUCUUCGGCAGGUUCUCAUCUCCUCAGUAGAACUGACGCGCUACAUUUAAUAGUAAGAUAAAAGCUAUAAAAGGUUGGCUUUUAUCAACUAAUUCUUUGCUUUCUGUUAAUUUUGCCUGAGAAUUAAUGACAAUAAAAAUAUAUGCAAAAAG